Molecule: messenger RNA, 1458 nt
Organism: Nipponia nippon (crested ibis)
Lineage: Eukaryota; Metazoa; Chordata; Aves; Pelecaniformes; Threskiornithidae
Gene: SLC36A4
Product: solute carrier family 36 member 4
Biological process (GO): amino acid transmembrane transport; L-alanine transport
Cellular component (GO): vacuolar membrane
Molecular function (GO): L-proline transmembrane transporter activity; L-alanine transmembrane transporter activity
Source: RefSeq, a predicted model, not a curated record
AUGGAAGUAAUGAAGCCUUUAAUUGAUGAACAAAAUUCAGAUGGCGUCUCAGAUGAGGAGCAUGAAAAUAAUUUCCUGCCAGUUGAGAAGCAUUACCAGCUUGAUAAUGAAGAAGGCAUUACGUUUAUACAAACACUUAUGCACCUCCUCAAAGGAAACAUUGGAACUGGGCUUCUUGGUCUUCCACUUGCAAUAAAAAAUGCUGGCAUUGUGAUUGGACCAAUCAGCCUUGUGUUCAUAGGAGUUAUAUCUGUUCAUUGUAUGCACAUCUUGGUACGUUGCAGCCACUGUCUAUGUCAGAGGAUGAAAAAAUCCUCACUGGGGUAUAGUGAUACAGUUAGUUACGCCAUGGAAGUGGGGCCUCUGACUGCUUUUCAGAAACGAGCUUCUUGGGGACGGUAUAUUGUCGACUUUUUCCUAGUGAUAACACAGCUGGGAUUUUGUAGCGUUUAUGUUGUGUUCUUGGCAGAAAACGUGAAACAAGUCCAUGAAGGAUUCUUGGAAAACAAGACUGCUCCCAUAAAUGUCAGUGCCACCAGCAGUUCUUCUGAGAAAAGGAGUACUGAUUUACGAAUAUACAUGCUGUGUUUCCUGCCAUUCCUGAUCCUCCUCGUCUUUAUCCGUAACCUUAAGAGCCUGUCCUUGCUUUCAUUGCUUGCCAAUCUGUCCAUGGCUGUCAGCCUGCUGAUCAUUUACCAGUAUAUUGUUAGAGAUAUAGUAGAUCCUCGAAAACUGCCUCCUGUGGUUGGCUGGAAGAAAUACCCACUGUUUUUUGGGACUGCAAUAUUUGCUUUUGAAGGAAUCGGUGUGGUACUCCCACUGGAAAACAGAAUGAAGGACACCACACGUUUCCCUCAGGCGCUGAAUAUUGGCAUGGGAAUAGUUAUGACCUUGUAUAUCUCGUUAGCCACUCUAGGGUAUCUGCGCUUUGGGGAUGAAAUCAAAGGCAGCAUAACUUUAAACCUGCCACAAGAUAUAUGGUUGUAUCAGUCUGUAAAAAUUCUGUACUCCUUUGGGAUUUUUGUGACCUAUUCGAUUCAGUACUACGUCCCUGCGGAGAUCCUCAUUCCAGCUGUCACCUCCAAAGUGGAGCAGAAGUGGAAGUUACUCUGUGAGCUUGUGGUGAGAGCACUAUUGGUCUGCUCAACCUGUGCUGUAGCAGUUUUGAUCCCUCGCCUAGACCUGGUGAUUUCUUUCGUCGGAGCCGUCAGCAGCAGCACUCUGGCACUGAUUCUGCCGCCACUGGUUGAAAUCCUCACUUUCUACAAGGAAAACUUAAGUUUAUGGACAAUAUUUAAAGACAUUUUUAUAGCUGUCAUUGGAGUUGUUGGAUUUUUAACAGGGACAUACGUGACGGUUGAAGAAAUCAUUUAUCCUGCAUCCACAGUUCUAGCUAAUGCAACAGAGAGCAUCUCUGCGGAUUUAAAUGCUACAAACUUGGUGGUUGGUUUAAAGUAA